GACUGCUAAAUACACUGAGUUUACCAUGACCACUUUUCCCUGACUUCCCUGUAUGCAAUGAAUUCAAUCAGGCAGGUAUCAAAACCUCUUAUCAGAGCACUUCCCCAGGAAACUCGUCAUGCUUCUGUGAACACAGGGCACCUGCCAAUAAGGUAAACCCAUUUUCAGAUUUAACUUUGGGAUAUUAUGUAUAAAAAGUAAGAGUACACAUCAAUUAGCAGCAGAGCUGGCCUGGCCUACCAUCCAAAUGAAGUUCCCUAUUGUGAUUGCUUCUCUUCUUGGAGUUUUCCUGGCUCCUGCUCUUGCCAACCAUAACAUGGAGAACAACUUUAACAGUGAAAACUCAAACCACCCUGAGAUGAGGGUCAGCACCAACCCAAAGGAUGGGUCUGAGGCCUGGAAAACCGUCUGGGACUUCAAGACUGGCUACGUUGCAACCAAGGUGUUUUCAAAGAACACUUGCAUAAUUGCUACAACCAGAAAGAGGUUUUGGCUUGGCAAACACUUUCCUACACCAGCUCAAGGAGACAAGAGACCUGGGCCUUAUGAAUUGCAACCCAGAGAGAAUCGCUUCAUUAUCUCCCGGAACAGACUCCAAAGCUUGAGCCCGUAUGGAAAACGCAUCCAAGCCCUGUGCAGAGGAAUUCCCUCCUACCUUGCUUACCCAGCUCCUGGAUCAAACUUUUUAAGAUGAUCAAAAUUCUCAUCAGGAUCAAACUUCUUAGAGUGAGAUAUUUCAUGAUUGACAAUUAAGAUUAAUGAACUGCCUGUUUAUCACUGUGGUUACUCCUGACAAAGUUUGCAGAACAAAAUUCAUACAACUGUGUACCCAUAAGUAAGAUUUUUCUCCUUGAUAAUCUUAUCUUGAUCAUAUUUUCAAUCAUUUAUCUUUAUUUUGCUUUGUGUGGAAGCUGCUGAGUCUCAGUAAAAUUUAUCAUCAACCUA
Molecule: messenger RNA, 945 nt
Organism: Prinia subflava (tawny-flanked prinia)
Lineage: Eukaryota; Metazoa; Chordata; Aves; Passeriformes; Cisticolidae
Product: gastrokine-1-like
Exons: 6
Coding region: 248-694 (148 amino acids)
Biological process (GO): regulation of cell population proliferation
Source: RefSeq, a predicted model, not a curated record